Messenger RNA from Paraglomus occultum, 1137 nucleotides. The record is from the annotation of a GenBank genome assembly. Lineage: Eukaryota; Fungi; Glomeromycota; Glomeromycetes; Paraglomerales; Paraglomeraceae.
AUGGAUCAUUUAAAUUGUCCAACUGUAUUUGCAGAGCUUCUCCCUAACAUUCGUUCACUAAACCUCUCCAUCGGUCUUCCAUCUCAAACAACUUCUUUCCAAUUAGGCGUAUAUCCUCUUAAAUUAACGUUCGCUUCUCCCAGCUUCUUUUCUUCUCUUGAAUUGUCCCAAACAAUUGAGACGGAUGUAGAGCCUGCCCUUACUUCUGCAAUUUCUUCUCUUGAAGUAAAACUGAAACUAAGGAAUUAUAUCCGGCGUAAGCCGUUCCGGCGCGUAAGCGGUAACGAAGUUGUUCCACCGCUUACUGCCUGCGAUCUUACCAAUUUGCGGAACGUGCUAUGCAGAAGUUGCGGAUUGGUUAUUGUUAGGGAUGGGGCGCUUGAGAAAAUAAUGGAUUUGCCUUCUGAGCAUUGGGCUGAGCUUCUUGAGUGCUGGAUGUGCCAUCAGGAGGAUUAUAAACAGGCACAAGUAGAGGAUUUUAAUGCAAAGGAGACCGUUGGGCUUGUUGGUGGGACUUACAUACUAAUACAUCCGAAAGAUAUUGAAGAUGCUCUGAUAGUCGAGGGUUUCACUAACGUUGAUGUAGAGGCUGAACUGUUGGCUGUUAAGUUAAACAAACACUUGAUCACAGUUGUGCUCGAAGAAGCAGGCCGACUGGAUACCAUCAAGUGUAGCUUUACCGCUUUUUUGGCAGCCGACUUUCUAGAUGCUGCUAAAGCACAUGCCACAUAUAAGUUCAUUAUUAAAGGCAUGAUAUCAAAGAGUCCUUACAUACUGGUAUGGCUUUUUGAUUGGGACACAAAAGUGAUGACAAACGCGCUCGAGGGAGUGAAAUCGUUAUGGAUGUUCUCACGUGAUAUUACUGAUGACAUUGACAGUGUUAUUCCACAACACAUGAAGAUUACCCCAGUUAUGAAGAUGCUUUAUAUCGAUUGUACCAACCAAAACGAUAGCGCACGUAGUCUUAUGGCCGCUUGGGUCCAUGACAAAACAGUCGAAUGUCUCGUAUACCAUGAUGAUAUUUGUUUACAGUUACUACUGUUAUUACAUGCCAGUAAUUGUUGCCUUGCAGAGAGUAAUCGUGUGAUGAAUGGAUUUCGUGUUGGAUUCAUGGAGCACAACAAGGAUCAAGAGUAG